Molecule: messenger RNA, 874 nt
Organism: Folsomia candida
Lineage: Eukaryota; Metazoa; Arthropoda; Collembola; Entomobryomorpha; Isotomidae
Exons: 4
Coding region: 109-831 (240 amino acids)
Biological process (GO): regulation of transcription by RNA polymerase II
Cellular component (GO): nucleus; transcription regulator complex
Source: RefSeq, a predicted model, not a curated record
UUCGUGUCAUUUUCUCUUCUGUUUCGCUUCAUUUUGCAAAGUUGACAUCCAGUCAACUUUUUUCGAAUGAAAAUAAAACAAAACACCAGAUUUUGAUAUAAAGCGGAAAUGGGUCCCAAAAAAAUAGCCCUGAAAAGCGCAUUCUCGCCAGAGGAUGACAAACUGGCGCUCGAAUCCAAGUUGGUGACCCUAGUGGAGCCCCACCGCCACAUCUGGGACAUCAAAGACAAGGACUACAAGGUCAACACGAUGCGACAAAAUACUUUUACUAGUAUUGGAGAGCAGCUUGGAAAACCUGGUGACGUGUGUAUGGCACUUUGGGAAAGUUUGAGGUCCCAGUACUUGGCCGCGAGACGAGCUCUUCCAACGGGAAGUGGGGCUAAAGCACGAAGUUCCUUCAGACUGUUUGAUGCAAUGUCCUUUAUUUCAGGAGGACAAGAUCAGUCUCAGACCAUUUGUAAUCUUGAUGGUGAUGAGGACGAGACAGAGCAUGCAGAUGACGAAUUCUCAACAAUAAACUUCGCUGACUUGAACGAUGACAACAUUGACACUUCCGUUGUCCCAAAUCAAACUCAAAACUCUGUGCCAGAGUCUAAUCCUCGCCCGAGAUCCCAUGCUAAAUUCGGAGGGAAGAGGAAGCUGGACAGUCUGGAGGAACAAAUGCUUAAUUUUAUCAAGGGAGGUGACUCGAAGGAUGACGAAUUUGAGCGAUUUGGGAAGACCAUAGCUGCAAAACUUCGCAAAAUUCACGAGAGAGAUCCCAAAGCUGCUGCGACCUGCGAAUACGAGCUUCAUGGGGUGUUGCACAAAACAGAACUCAAUAUUUUGUAAUCACAAUCACUAUAUAUUUAACUAUAUUUAAUACGUUGUUAGU